Mixia osmundae IAM 14324 is the source of this 825-nucleotide messenger RNA. RefSeq lists its product as uncharacterized. Gene Ontology annotation, cellular component: cytosol; nucleus. The record is from RefSeq and is a predicted model, not a curated record. Lineage: Eukaryota; Fungi; Basidiomycota; Mixiomycetes; Mixiales; Mixiaceae. The transcript has 2 exons. Bases 1 to 825 code for a protein of 274 amino acids.
AUGCUGGAGCGCAAGCUUGGCCCGAACAGUGCCGCAACUCAACUGGAACUCAUCAUCUUGCUCGCUGACACGCCAGUCGAGCCAGUACGGAAGCGCUACCCAACCUACCAUGACGUAUUCUGCCAUCUCUUUGAGCGUGCCAUCGACGGUCAACUUGUCUCCCUCCUCGUCAAUAGCUACGAUGUUGUCCGAGGCGAAUACCCUGACCAAGCCAGAGUCGGACGCUCUCAAGGACUGCUCAUAACAGGCAGCGCAGCCUCUGCAUAUAGCGAUAUAUCCUGGAUACACGACUUGACGCGCUACAUCGCUUCCCUGCCCAGCUCGCAGCCCGAUCUCAAGCUGAUCGGUAUCUGCUUCGGUCAUCAGAUCAUAGCACAAGCAUUCGGUGCAAACGUCACCAAGAACGACCUCGGUUGGGAGCUGGGUGUGCGAACGAUCGAUCUGACCGAAGCCGGUCGCGCGGUCUUUUAUCCAUCGCAGACGAAGCAGCAAACGAUAGACAUACAUCAGGUGCACAAGGAUCAUGUACCGAAACCGCCAACCGGAUUCAUCAAUCUCGGCUCGACUGCAAUCUGUCCUUGCCACGGCAUGAUCAAGCUCCGCCAUCCCGGCGCACGACCAGAUCUGGCUAACAUACAUAUGUUCACUGUUCAGGGGCAUCCAGAGUUCUCCCCCGAGAUCGUGACGGACAUCAUCGACGUACGAGAGCAGGCAGGCGUCAUCGAUAGCGCACUGGCAGCGCAAAGUCGACAGGAUGCUGCUCUUCACGACGAUGGCGUAGACAUCGCCCGCAUAUGCGUCAAGCUCCUCGCGGCAGCACAAUAG